Syngnathus typhle (broad-nosed pipefish) is the source of this 2761-nucleotide messenger RNA. RefSeq names its product glycine receptor subunit alpha-3-like. Gene Ontology annotation, cellular component: synapse; plasma membrane; neuron projection. The coding region runs from base 1 to 1617 and encodes 538 amino acids. Gene Ontology annotation, molecular function: transmitter-gated monoatomic ion channel activity; chloride channel activity; glycine binding. The record is from RefSeq and is a predicted model, not a curated record. NCBI's taxonomy places the organism in Eukaryota, Metazoa, Chordata, Actinopteri, Syngnathiformes, Syngnathidae. The transcript is spliced from 11 exons. Gene Ontology annotation, biological process: regulation of membrane potential; chemical synaptic transmission; chloride transmembrane transport.
AUGACGGAAGGACGAGUUGUGUUUGCUGUGCUGAAAGCUCCAAAAUCGCGAGGAGACAGGACGGCUCCGGGCCCGAACAUCGCUGAAGCGAUGAAGAGGAAGAACCACUCUAUUGGAGUUUUCUUACUCUUCUGGAGACUGUCGCUGUUUCUCGGUGUUGGCCAGUGUAAGGAGGUUGACCAUGCUCCAAGAACUCGACAAGUGCCAAUGUCUCCCUCUGACUUUCUGGACAAACUGAUGGGAAGGACAUCUGGAUAUGAUGCCAGAAUAAGACCAAACUUUAAAGGUCCUCCAGUCAAUGUCUCCUGUAACAUUUUCAUCAACAGCUUUGGUUCCAUUGCUGAAACCACCAUGGACUAUCGCGUGAACAUUUUCCUUCGUCAGCAGUGGAAUGAUCCCAGGCUUGCCUAUGCAGAAUAUCCAGAUGACUCUUUGGAUUUGGACCCCUCUAUGUUAGACUCCAUUUGGAAGCCAGAUCUGUUCUUCGCCAAUGAAAAGGGUGCACACUUCCAUGAGGUUACAACAGACAACAAGUUGCUGCGGAUUUUUAAGAAUGGAAAUGUUUUAUACUCUAUAAGAUUAACGUUAACGCUCUCAUGUCCCAUGGAUCUAAAAAACUUCCCCAUGGAUGUUCAGACCUGCAUUAUGCAGUUGGAAAGCUUUGGUUACACCAUGAAUGACCUGAUCUUCGAGUGGCAGGAGAAUGGACCGGUCCAAGUGGCCGAAGGACUAACGCUCCCACAGUUCAUCCUUAAAGACGAAUCCGACCUCAGAUACUGUACCAAGCACUACAACACAGGUAAAUUUACUUGUAUUGAAGUGCGGUUCCACCUGGAGCGUCAGAUGGGCUACUACCUGAUCCAAAUGUACAUCCCGUCUCUGCUGAUUGUUAUUCUCUCCUGGGUCUCCUUUUGGAUUAACAUGGAUGCGGCCCCGGCCAGAGUGGCGCUUGGCAUCACUACUGUCCUCACAAUGACAACACAGAGCUCAGGCUCCAGGACUUCAUUGCCAAAGGUCUCCUAUGUGAAGGCAAUAGACAUCUGGAUGGCAGUGUGUCUUCUCUUUGUCUUCUCUGCACUGUUGGAGUAUGCUGCAGUUAAUUUUGUUUCUAGGCAACAUAAAGAGCUGCUACGAUUCAGGCGACAUCCCAAGAAGAGCAAGAACGGUGGAGGUGCAGUUGAUGCAGAUGCGCUAGCUGAAUCCCUCCAUCGUGUAAAUGUCGACAACGGCCUCAAGGCAUCAGACCCUCUCUAUGGAUCUAUCACCAACAUCUACAGCAGCAACUACAGGGAAGGGGAAGUGCAUGAGACCAGAGUGACCUCUACAGCUGCUGUAACCUCCACUCCCAGCAAUAGCAAGGACUCCAAGGCCACCACUAACAAUACUGUCACUGCACCAAACACUCAAGGAACCACGGCAAACACUGCUCUGAAUCGCCCGGGCGCUGCUUCAGGAGGUGGGAAAAGCAUGGAGGAGAUGAGGAAAUUAUUUAUUGACCGAGCCAAAAAGAUUGACACGGUGUCGAGGGCCGGUUUCCCCCUUGCCUUCCUGUUUUUCAACAUAUUCUACUGGGUUCUUUAUAAAAUACUUCGCCAUGAAGAUUUCCAUUAUCCAUAAACAAAGACACACAUGCACUGCAUAUGUGGGGACAUGUUUUCUUCCUUUAUUUGGUCACAUUUCCUCUAUCAUGUGACCUGUGACCUCAAAUUGCCCCAAUGUUGCCACAAUCAUAGAUGUACAAGAAGAAACAAGCAUACACAGAUGUAAAAUAAUCAUGAUUUGGUCAUGUUGAAGACCAUUCGGCAUGACUCAGACAACAGGGUUUCUUUUUAAUAAGAAAACAGGGUUUGAGAUCUGUGCUUGUAAUUUCAAUGCCCGAUUUCAAUUUAGUGCCUACUUCAUUUUUGAGGGUCUGUAUUGUUUCAUCUCCAUCACGUUCAAAUUAUGAUCACUUGUGCUUAUAUUAAAUUAACACCAAAAACAACACUCAUGCCAGAAAGGCAAGCAGGCAAACACAUGGCAGAAGAACAAAAAAAAAAUGGAAGUGACUGUAAAUCUACUAAUCUUAAGAAUUGAUACUUUGGCCAGUUUUUACAUUUGAGAGUUUCCUAGGCCAGCCGAGAGACAUAGUCUAUUCGAUGGAGAUUUGCAAUGACAUCCGGAUCACAAUGGCUUUGUGCAUCUAACCACUUUACUUACAUUUCCGUACAUGACGCAAUUCUUGAGUCAUAUGAUUAAGUUCUGUUUUGGUUUGUAUUUGUACUGUUUUUUCCUGAUUAUACUGCCUCGUUCUAUAUCCAGACUGAGCCACAUUGGAGGAAAAAAAACCCACACCAGAAUUGGGUCACUUGAACUGUUUCACCUAAAUCCAGCCAGACUGUUGACUGGUUUGAACUCUGCCCACUUUUUGCUAAUUACAAAAAAGUGCAUUAAUUUUGAAAAGAAGUGAAAGAUAAUAAGAAAUGAUCUCGUAGGGCGGCGCUCUCGCUCCCUCUUUUGAUAAGCCGCCACUGCCGUGAAGCUUCUGGAAUUCUGUGAAUUUCUGCAAAAGUUGGUCAUAAAAUGAAGUCUCAUCAAAAUCACAAGAAUAAACACAGAAUUUGCAUGAACUAAUACCACAGAAAGAAUUACCGGGUUUUUUUCCAUGUAUAAUGCGCAAAAUUUAACUAAUUUAUUGUCCUAAAAUCUGGGGUGCGCAUUAUACAUGGGAACAUUUUUUUUAUUUUUAGAAAAUCUCCCUCGAAAUAAAACUUGAAAUCAC